Messenger RNA from Talaromyces stipitatus ATCC 10500, 1283 nucleotides. Its product is annotated as cytochrome c1 heme lyase. Lineage: Eukaryota; Fungi; Ascomycota; Eurotiomycetes; Eurotiales; Trichocomaceae. The record is from RefSeq and is a predicted model, not a curated record. Gene Ontology annotation, biological process: cytochrome c-heme linkage. Bases 121 to 1113 code for a protein of 330 amino acids. The transcript is spliced from 2 exons. Gene Ontology annotation, molecular function: holocytochrome-c synthase activity. Gene Ontology annotation, cellular component: mitochondrion.
AAUCGUCCAUUGACAUAGAAACAAGCUUAGGAAGUCGGGCUGAAGCGUCUGGAGAGCGUGGGAGUUUCCUAGAGUCUUUGUUUCCGUGCAAUAUACACUCAUACUACCUGGUACGACAAGAUGGGUGCAAAUGCCAGUACCCAAGCUCCGGCACCUUCUACAUCGACGGAAGAGUCCAAAUGCCCAGUUGACCACAAGACGAGAGAAAUAUGGUUGCAACAACAUCAAGGAGGCUCUGCCGGUGGGCCUCCUCAUCCACUUCCCCCUUCCGCAGUAAGCAGCAACAAUGGCGCAACGACGAAUGAAGAUAAAUCCAAGCUCCAGCGACAAUUAUCCAACGAUCGCGAAGUGAGCAGCAUUCCUCGAGCAUUCGAUGGUCCGAAUACAUCUACUUCAGACAAUCGACAGACCCCCUCACCAUAUGCAGUAUCCUCAACUGCGUCCCACGCCACACCUUCCAACGCCGAGUCUGAAACAGGCCAUGACGCCGCAACUGGAAACUGGAUAUACCCUUCCGAACGACAAUUCUUCGAUGCGCUAGUACGCAAAAGCAAUGUACCAGGCUCUACACAAUCAGCCAAAGAAUUAGCAACCUCCGUCGCAUCCAUAAUACCCAUUCACAAUGCCGUGAACGAAAAGGCCUGGCAAGAGAUAUUGAAAUGGGAAAAGAGUUCCCCAUCUUCCGAUCCGGGGAGUAGUAAAUGCGGCGGACCGAGAUUAUACGCUUUUCGCGGGUUGGGGACGGAAUCACAGUUUGUCUCUCCGCGUGCUCGACUUAAUGGGUUGAUGGGGUAUCAAUUACCGUUUGAUCGGCAUGAUUGGGUAGUUGAGCGUUGUGGUGGAGAGAGAGUGGAAUACGUGAUUGAUUUUUAUCAGGGGAAGAGUGCACCUCUUAAUCCGCAAGAGUCUUCUGGAGGGAUUAUGGGUGCUACGGGGCCUGGGAAAUUGAGCUUCUAUCUUGACGUACGGCCUAAACUGAAUAGUUAUGAGGGAUGGCGUAUGAGGUUCAAUAGAUAUCUAUGUAUGAUUACUGGUCCUGGAGUUUCUCGACAAGUUAACCUCACUCUCAAUACUCUACCAUCUUUGACUGGCGUAACCGAGAAUAAUAAAUAGAUAUCUUUCCAAGGUUCUUAUCUCUGGAAACUAUUAGUAUCCAGCAAAUCCAUUCUAUGAAGCAUGAAAUUCGGUUGAUUAGUCGGUAAUUUGCACGGCAGCCAGGGCAAAUAAUUUGUUUCCAUUAGCUAGCAACAGCAACGGUGCAGCAAACUUGUUUCUUUCAUCAA